UUUUAACCUUUCUAAUUUGUAGAAAACAUUGUUCUGAUGGGUGUGGCGAUUUUAAAGAAAAAACUGAGUGAUCUCCAGACAAACCUGAGCCAGGAGCUGCAAAAUGAUGCUCUUCAGAUCAACUGAACUGCUUAAACCUCGAGCCAGGAGCUGCUAAAUAAUGCCCUUCAGAUCAACUUAACUGCUCAAACCAAACUCUUACAAUUAUAAAAGAUAAAAGUACAAGAUAAAAGUUUAAGCUGUUCUUAGUAUUUAAAAGUGAAGAUUUUGAUUAAUUUCAGAUGAAUUAUUAUUUAAAAUGUAAAUUUUGAUACUGGAUUGUACAGUAUACACUAUACAGUGUACACGAAUAAUACUGUGUUGUUAUCUAAGAUGGGUCUAGUUUAUUCAGACUAAAUAUCAAUUGCUGAAUAUAUCUUGAUCAAUAGUCAUGGGGGAUCAGAAGAUACUUGGAUCUAGUUCAAAUUUUUCUCAUGAUAAAGACGUUUCUGAUGAACAUAUCAAACAGGAUCUUGGAGAUGAUCUUGAAGAACCUACUGGAUCUGCUGCAAAGCAAGAUCUUGGCAAUAUCAACCUUAUGUCUCUAAAUGACAACAAGGCUGGUAUGACCGGUCUGGACAAGGAUAAAAUCAAUAGAAUAAUCCAGGCUGCAAGCAAGGGGUCUAAAUUCUACAGUAAACAACAGGAGAACCAAACCAGGAUAGAUGGACAGAUAGCUGGUUUACAGGAGAGAAUGCUUAGGUUGACCCCUACCCAGCUACUCUCAGCACAACAUGAAGCUGAUCUCUAUAUUCAGAACCUACUAGAUAACAUCGAUCUUACUAGAACUCUAGUACAUGUGGAUAUGGAUAUGUUCUAUGCGGCUGUAGAGAUGAGAGAUAAUCCGACCCUUAGAAAUAAACCUAUGGCAGUUGGAGGAAUGGGAAUGCUUUCAACUUCAAAUUAUGCGGCCAGAAAAUUUGGGGUCAGAGCAGCUAUGCCAGGAUUUAUUGGCAAGAAGUUGUGUCCAGAACUAGUGAUAGUUCCUGUUAAUAUGCAGAAGUACGCGGCAGUCUCGCAGGUUGUAAGGGAAGUUUUCAGAGAGUAUGAUGAGAACUUUGCACCAAUGUCUUUAGACGAAGCGUAUAUGGAUAUUACAGAAUACCUUGAGCUUCAUGGUUCAAACUCUUGGGACGUUGUUCAGGAAAUGCGCAGUAAAAUAGAGGAAAGAACUCAACUAACAGCUAGUGCGGGAAUAGCUUCUAAUACUUUUCUUGCCAAGGUCUGCUCCGAUAUAAACAAACCUAACGGACAAUAUGUACUGCCGGCAAAUCAUGCAGAUAUUCUAGAGUUUGUAAACAAACUACCAAUCAGGAAAGCAUCAGGAAUCGGGAAUGUUCAAGAGCAACUGCUGAAAUCUUUAGGUGUUAAUACUUGCGGUGAUCUUUAUCUAAAGCGAGGGGAGAUCAAACUUCUUUUUUCUCAGUUGAGCUUUGAAAAUUAUAUGCAAAUAUCUCAGGGAAUAGGAGGAACUAGGCUGGAACCUCGAGAGGACAGAUUAAGAAAAUCAAUGAGUAACGAAACCACAUUCAAGGAGACUUCAGAUAGAAACAUUCUAAUAGGUUUAUGUGAGGAUCUAUCUAAUGAAUUAGCUGAGGAAAUGAAACGAGAAGAAAUAUUCGGACAGGCUGUAACUAUAAAGAUUAAAUCUCAUGACUUUUAUACAAAGACUAAGGUUAGACAGCUGACAGCGCCGACAAAUGAGGCGGAUAUAAUCUACAGCUGUGCACGACAGCUCCUUGUGAGUCUUCUUGAGAGCGCUGAACUGCAACAACAGCAACCUCUUGUACUUCGGCUCAUGGGAGUCAGGAUGUCGGAUUUAAAGAACAAGAAUGAAAUAAAAUCCAAACAGAGUUCUAUUUCUUCAUUUUUCAACCAAAUCAAACCUGUCGCUGCCGAGGUCCAAGAUAUAUCUAGAACGAAGGAAAAUGAAAUUGUGAAAGAUGAGGAAUCAUGUUUAAAUCUAAAAGAAGAAAAACUAUACGAAUGUCCAAUCUGUCUUGAAUAUAUUGAUGGAUUAGAGAAACUGAAUAUACAUGUUGAUACCUGCUGUUCUAAUUCUUCUUAUCAAACAGAAUUUCUAGAUGGUGUAGAUGCAGAGCCCUGCAAGGAUAAGUUUAAGCUUGAAGAUAAAUCAGCUGAAAGCAGAGAAAUAUCUGUAGAUAACCAUCAGCAUGGAACUAUACCGCAUUCUGUGACAGCUCAUGAGAAUUAUCAAAUUAUUUCUUCUGAGAAUCAUAGUUUAAGUGAUAUUUCUAUUUUAAAAUCUAAUGAAAUGAAUGUUAAUAGUUUAGAAAGUGAAAAUGAUUCAGCAAUAAUCGAUGUCAGGCAACAACCUCUAGAGUAUGUUUGCCCAGUUUGUUUCUCAGCUAGGUUUAAGGAAGAGAGUGGGUUAAACACUCAUAUAGAUGAGUGCUUGAAUAAAACUGAGAUAAAUCAUCUACUGGAAGAGGAAGAGGGUGGGAAGAAGAGGAAAUUAGAAGCAAAACAGAGGGAAGACGGAUUGAAGAAACCUAGGUUAAAAAAUAAUAAAAUUGAAAAUUAUUUUAAAAGAUCUUGAUAUUUUUACGUGAGUGGGUUAAUUAUUCAUUAAAACCAACCAUAUAAUAUGUACUUCUAAAUUGUGUCAAUUUGUCAAUAUUGAAUGUGAAUGUUUGAAUAAUGACUGUUAAUGCAUUUUUGGUGCAGACAGGAAACUACUCAGUACAUACACGCUUUAACAUACGCUUAGUUAUAUACAUUGUACAAAACAAACAUUCAGACAGAAAA
Molecule: messenger RNA, 2808 nt
Organism: Eurytemora carolleeae
Lineage: Eukaryota; Metazoa; Arthropoda; Copepoda; Calanoida; Temoridae
Product: DNA polymerase kappa-like
Exons: 16
Coding region: 431-2599 (722 amino acids)
Biological process (GO): error-prone translesion synthesis
Cellular component (GO): nucleus
Molecular function (GO): DNA-directed DNA polymerase activity; damaged DNA binding
Source: RefSeq, a predicted model, not a curated record